CGGCGACUAGGCCGCGGCGGGAAGGUCUCGGUGGGGCUUGGCGAAGUGAGGAAAACGUCCUGAGGGUUCUGCUUCGUGCAGUAUUAUGCAGGAGGAGAUGCUGAAAACGCAGUGCGAUACAUCAGCGGGACCAGACUGGAUGGCAGGAUCAUAAGGACAGACUGGGAUGCAGGAUUUAAGGAGGGUAGGCAGUAUGGCCAUGGAAGAUCAGGGGGGCAGGUCCGAGAUGAGUAUUGGCAAGACUAUGAUGCUGGAAGAGGAGGCUAUGGCAAAACUGUUCAGUGCCAGUGA
Messenger RNA from Acanthisitta chloris (rifleman), 291 nucleotides. RefSeq names its product nuclear cap-binding protein subunit 2-like. Gene Ontology annotation, cellular component: nuclear cap binding complex. Gene Ontology annotation, biological process: mRNA cis splicing, via spliceosome. The annotation marks the transcript as partial. NCBI's taxonomy places the organism in Eukaryota, Metazoa, Chordata, Aves, Passeriformes, Acanthisittidae. The record is from RefSeq and is a predicted model, not a curated record. Gene Ontology annotation, molecular function: RNA cap binding. The transcript is spliced from 3 exons.